UUCUUUUUGGUGCUCGAUCGAGAAAGUUUCGCUCUCUCUCUCUCUCGCUCUCACCAACCAAGCUUUGAAAGUGGCCCAUGACUACCCCACUUUCGCUCUGGCCCGUCAGCUUCCCUGUUCCUUCUGGACUCGUGCUUUAUUUAUUAACCCAGCGCCCGCGAGUGCUUUGCCCCCUCUUAAAGCAACACUUUCCUCUUCCUCCCCCCUCCAUCUCCUCUGCUUCUCGGAUCCAGGAGAUCAAUCGGCUCAGAUCCCUGCUUUCUUGUCUCCAAGAGAUGGCUGCGACUGCUCAGGGAAGUGGCAGUGCAGCAUUACUCCUCACUGUCCUCGCGGCUCUUUACUGCUCGGUCCUGUCUGCUACCAUUCGCAUCGACUGGCGCCAAGGAGUCGACUACUCAAGCUGGUCGACAACGAACACCGUCCGCACCGGAGACACUGUCACUUUCAGCUGGGUCGGAAGCCACACCGCCGACGUAGUCUCGGAGGCCGACUGGAGGAGCUGCACGCCGAACUCUCUCCAAUCCGUCGCAAACGGUGGAGGACUCACGGUCGGCACUGGAACCACUUACGUGAUCUGCACAGUCGCUGGUCACUGUGCUGGAGGCAUGAAGGUGGCCAUCACUGCGGCGUCGACCCCUUCGACUCCCACUACACCUGCGCCUCCCACUACGCCGACUACUCCGACUACUCCGACGACUCCGACGACUCCGACGACUCCUACCACGCCUACAACUCCCACCAACGAGCCUUCUGCUGCAUCUGGACUACAAGUCGGCACCGCUCUCGUCGUCGCCUCGGUAGCGUUGCUCUUGUAAGAGUCGUCCACUCUCGUCCAUGUUUGUUUGUUUGUUCGUCGGAGUAGCAAUUCUUCUUUCGGAAGAUCCACCUGUUGUUUGCGAUUCUUCUUGAAUAGCAGAGAGAUCUGGGAUUUCUUUCCGCUUGAA
This is a messenger RNA of Selaginella moellendorffii, 944 nucleotides long. Its product is annotated as uclacyanin-2. Gene Ontology annotation, molecular function: electron transfer activity. Lineage: Eukaryota; Viridiplantae; Streptophyta; Lycopodiopsida; Selaginellales; Selaginellaceae. The coding region runs from base 78 to 815 and encodes 245 amino acids. The record is from RefSeq and is a predicted model, not a curated record. Gene Ontology annotation, cellular component: plasma membrane. The transcript has 2 exons.